Colossoma macropomum (tambaqui) is the source of this 1076-nucleotide messenger RNA. RefSeq names its product thymus, brain and testes associated (gene tbata). The transcript is spliced from 9 exons. The record is from RefSeq and is a predicted model, not a curated record. Lineage: Eukaryota; Metazoa; Chordata; Actinopteri; Characiformes; Serrasalmidae. Bases 55 to 1038 code for a protein of 327 amino acids.
GUGAGGCUUCUUGAAGAAAACGGACAGAAAGAGGGAGAAAAAAAAGAGGAGAUCAUGGAGUCAUGUGAGGAGGCGCGAGAGCUCCAGUCCUGCAGCCACAGCAACCCGGAGAAAACACCAUUCGAGAAUCCGGCUCAGUUCAUCUCCGAUCUCACCAGAGUGACCACUAGGGGCAGCGCUCGCUUCGGCACGCUCAGCCACCACUCCUUCUUCUCCAGACACAACCCCCACCCCCACAGGGUCACACACAUAUCAGGUCUGAACGGCAGUCCCGUGUGUACGGUGAAUGAUGACUGGUACUCCAACACUCCUCUGUGCCCACAUCCACUCAUCAAGAGUCAAGUGCUGGCCUCCGGGAACCAAACCCACCCGCUCAGCUACAGCACAGCCGGUGGAGUCAAGCACGGCGCAGCUCUACUAUCAGAAGCAUGGCAGGAGGAGCUGAAGGAUCUGGCAACCAAAGUCAGCCUCUCAGCUCCAAGUUCAAGCAGAAGAGAAGAAGGAGAGAAUUCCAGAGAGGAGGAACCGCCUCGUAGGAAGACUCAGUAUUCAGCUCAGACAGGCCGGAUCAUCCCUCCAUCCUCUUGGGGAGCAAAACGCCGUGACACUCCGGCUACACACAGACGCACAGCAACACACAGACCUCAGACUACCAGCCUGGGAGGCCAGGAGCUCAGGGUGUUGGAGCUGCUGUGUCAGAUCCUGCAGACUGAUUCGUUAUCUCUGGUGCAGCAGUGGCUGCUGCUGGCUGGAGACAGAGAGAAGGAGCUGGUUCUGGGGCUGCUCCAGCAGGCCAUGACUGACUCACCCAACCUCAACCAGCAUCAGCUUCCCUUCACAGCCCAGACUGAGCCCCCUCGCAACCCGCCUACAGGACUGUCCCGCCGCAAACGAAGGCUCAAGAGUUUGUCUUCUGCUCAGGAGGCACUCGAUGAGAAACCAGAGCUGAUCGGAGAGGCUGAAGUCCUGCAGGUUCGUCCAGAAGAGGCUCAGAACAUCAGUGAAGAUUCAGAACUCCAUCGUGAACACAGCCGCUAAGCUUCCAGAUACACGUACUUGUCUAACUAUACUUGUGA